AUGAAUUCUACAGAUCUGAAAUAUUUAUCCAAGAUAGCGGGAUCAAUAGAAGAAAAAAUUAACCAAAAAGGUCGACCACCUAAUGAACGAUUUCUUUUUCAAAAGCAGCAUCCUCAGGCUACCACAUAUUUAAUGAUGAAAUACAGUCAAACUCAUGUGCCUGUUCUUUACGGUCCUCAGAUACCUCGACGAGAUCGCGAUGAUACUCGAGAACGAUAUUGUCGGGCUAUUCUCACACUGUUCGUACCCUGGCGUACUGUGACUGAUCUUUGUGACAUCAGUCAGACAUGGGAAGAUGCAUUUAAAUCUCGACAACAUCUUAUUUUGAGACAUUCGUGGACGAUAAUAGAAAACAUUCAACUUUUACAUGAAUGCAAAAAGGACCGCGAUGAUCAUUUACUGCAAGUGAUCGCCGAAGCGCAAACCGAAAAUGACGUAGUCAAUCCUCUACUGAUACCGGCAAUUCAAGAAGUCGAUGGUGAAUAUGGCACUGAUGAUUGCGAUGAUUUACUUGAAUUAUUAGGUAAUUUGGAUGAAAACACAGUUGCUAUGUUCAAUACUACAAAAAACUCAACAGAAAACAGAUAUAUUGAAGAAACAAUCGAAGCAGUCAAGAACGUCGGACGAUUUAACAGUGUAAACAGUAAGUAUUAUCUGAAUGUGAUUUGUAGGAUUGAUAGUAAUCGUAAACAAUUUGUUGCAGCAUACGACCAAUAUUCUUUAAAUGCAUCCAACGAUCAUAUCGAUCACUCAUUGGUGCCAUUCAUUUCUGCAACACCAAAUCUUGUUCGAUUAAAUACAAAGUGGCAAGAACAGCUAAAAUCUGAGAAAGAACAGAUUAGAAGAGGCUUGAUUACGGGCAACUAUGACAAAGACGAUAAUGAUAUGUUGAACUUGGAUGCUGCAAGAAGUGCUGUGGCCACUGUAGUGACUCUAAACAAUAUUAAUACGAAGAUAGGCGAAAACUAUGGCUCUAUUCCUCCAGUAAUAUCAUUCAAAGCGAACUCUUGUACUCAGAAGAGUAUUGCCGAUGAAUUUACAUUGAACAGAGAACAAAGAGCUGCAUUUAUGAUUAUAACAGGUCAUCUUGAUGGUGAUAGCCGUUGUCGUACAGGUAAUCUUUGUAAAAGAAGUCGCCACAUAUUUAAGUACAUAAUAUUUUCAGGUGACAAUAAUGGUCAGCUUAUAAUGUGCGUACCUGGAUGUGGUGGCACAGGCAAAUCACAAUUGAUUCGUGCCCUUACCAAAUACUUUUUAGUUACAAAAAGAAUACAAAUGAUACGGAAGUUAGCACCUACUGGUAUUGCUGCUGCUGAAAUCGAUGGUAUGACCAUCCAUUCAUUUUUGGGUGAACAGCGUAACUCAGGAAAGGCGCGUACGAUUAAACCAGGUGAUUCAAAACUCGAAAAAGAAUGGGCCCUCGUUGAAUACCUCUUAAUUGAUGAAAUGAGUAUGGUUGGUUUAACUCUACUUGCGAAACUCAACCGAAUUAUAUGUGCUGCAAAACAUACUGAUCCUGAAGUUCCAUUUGGUGGUGUAAAUGUCAUCUUCUUCGGCGAUUACUUACAAUACCGGCCUGUGUAUGAUGUACCCCUCCAUACAGAUUUCUCUUUACCAGUCAAAAGUAAAUCGAACAAGAUAGCAACUGAAAAACAAAUUCAACAACGUGUUGCACGUUCUUUAAUUCUUCAAAUCAACUGUGUGGUCAAACUUACUCAACAGAUGAGAACAGACGAUCCACGUUACCUUCAGCUGCUCGAACGGCUUCGUCGCGGAGAAUGUAACUACGAUGACUACGAAUUAUUGUUAACACGAGUAGUGGGGCAAUCUUCCGUACCCUUGCUAAGUGAUUCACCAUGGAAUAAAGCUCCGAUUCUCGUAUUUCGUAAUGAAGUACGAACACAAUUAAACCAUAAGGCAGUUAGUCACAAAGCAGAACAAGUGGGACAAACACCAAUAGUAUGCGUUGCCCAAGACACCUGCAAAGGCAAACCAAUUGAAGAUCGAGCACUUAUUAAAAAACUAUUGGAAUUAUCUGAUAACAAAACGGAGCAUCUACCAGGUCUAUUACCUCUUGNUUUCUUUGGUACAAAAAAGCAUCACAUCAGUCCAGAAUUUAUGGAAUCAAACUAA
Rotaria sp. Silwood2 is the source of this 2133-nucleotide messenger RNA. The record is from the annotation of a GenBank genome assembly. Lineage: Eukaryota; Metazoa; Rotifera; Eurotatoria; Philodinida; Philodinidae.